GGCUGGUCCUCCAACCAAUCGGAGUGAGUGAGGGGCGGGACAAUGACUGAAGCAUGCGCAGUGAAGUGUAUUAGAAGAGGACUUCCAGAAAGGAAACUCAAACCAAAUACCACAUCAAAAUCUAACAGCGGCACUCAAUUCAUCAGAACCUGGAUAUAAUCGUCUUUUGAGUGUUAUUAGAAGGGGAGGAUUUGCAGUCAGAAAACUGAAACCAAACAUCUCAUCUGGAUCUCACGGGGUCACUCAAUUCACCCUGACCUGAAUAUUAUCAGCCUUUGAACAUGGAAGCAAAAAGCACUGUUCACUCCGAGGAGAAACCAUGGAAAUGUGGGGACUGUGGGAAGGGAUUCAAUUACCCAUCUGAGCUGGAAAUUCAUCAGCGAGUUCAUACUGGGGAGAGGCCGUUCACCUGCUCCGAGUGUGGUAAAGGAUUCACUAAGUCAUCCAACCUGCUGACACACCAGCGAGUUCAUACUGGGGAGAAACCAUUCCCCUGCUCCGAGUGUGGGAAGGGAUUCGCUCAGUCAUCUGACCUGCUGACUCACCAGCAAAUACACACUGGGGAAAGGCCAUUCACGUGCUCUAAGUGUGGGAAAGGAUUCACUUGGUCAUCCCACCUGCUGAGACACCAGCGAGUUCACACUAAGGAAAGACCACUCACCUGUUCUGAGUGUGGGAAAGGAUUCACUAAUUCAUCCAACCUGAUGAGACACCAGCGAGUUCAUAUUGACAAGAAACUUUUUAAAUGCUCAGACUGCGGCAAGUGCUAUAAAAGUUCCCUGGACCUGAUGCAUCAUCAACGUGUUCACACUGACGAGAGACCAUUUAAAUGCUGCCACUGUGGGACUGGGUUCAGGCGAUUAUCGCAACUCAUUGUACACCAGCGAAUCCACACUGGGGAGAGACAGUUCAUGUGCUCUGAAUGUGGGAAGGGAUUUGCUUAUUCAUCCCACUUGCUUACACACCAGCGAGUUCACACUGCUGAGAGACCUUUCAAAUGCCCAGACUGUGGGAAGUGCUAUAAAAGUUCUGGGGAACUGAUGUCCCAUCAACGUGUUCACACUGACGAGAGACCAUUCAGAUGCUCUCACUGUGGGACUGGGUUCAGGCGAUCAUCUGAACUCACCGUACACCAGCGAGUUCACACUGGGGAGAGACCGUUCACCUGCUCUGAGUGUGGGAAGAGCUUCACUCAAACAUCCCACCUGCUGAAUCACCAGCGAGUCCACACAGGGGAGAGGCCGUUCACCUGCUCCAAGUGUGGGAAGGGAUUCACUCAGUUAUCCCACCUGCUGAGACACCAACAAGUUCAUUUAAACGGAUGAGAAACCGUUCAGGUGUUCUCAGUAUGGGACUGGGUUCAUGCAAUCAUCUGAACUCACUGUCCAUGAGUGAGUCCACACAAGAGAGGCCUUUCACCUCCUGUCAGUGUGGGAAGAGGUUUACUCAGUCAUCCACCCUGCUGUAACUCCAGCAAGUUCACAAGUUUCCACAGUGAUGGGAUUUUGCUGUUAACCACAUUCAGGAUUGAACCAUAUUCAUUGGAUUCUGUUUCUGCUGAUGUUAAUAAACUCCAGCCCAAUUAUAGGGGUUAAGGUUAUGGAUAAAAGGCAAAUAAAUCAG
Messenger RNA from Carcharodon carcharias (great white shark), 1623 nucleotides. Its product is annotated as zinc finger protein 774-like. Gene Ontology annotation, biological process: regulation of transcription by RNA polymerase II. Bases 282 to 1325 code for a protein of 347 amino acids. NCBI's taxonomy places the organism in Eukaryota, Metazoa, Chordata, Chondrichthyes, Lamniformes, Lamnidae. Gene Ontology annotation, molecular function: RNA polymerase II cis-regulatory region sequence-specific DNA binding; DNA-binding transcription factor activity. The transcript is spliced from 3 exons. The record is from RefSeq and is a predicted model, not a curated record.